Molecule: messenger RNA, 1287 nt
Organism: Daucus carota subsp. sativus
Lineage: Eukaryota; Viridiplantae; Streptophyta; Magnoliopsida; Apiales; Apiaceae
Exons: 8
Coding region: 139-1035 (298 amino acids)
Biological process (GO): protein ubiquitination
Cellular component (GO): membrane
Molecular function (GO): ubiquitin-protein transferase activity; zinc ion binding
Source: RefSeq, a predicted model, not a curated record
AACGGCCCGUAAAAAACAAGAACUGUAAUUCAAUAUUACUCGUCGUUUGCAGAAUAAUAAUAGUGUAACCUUCUCCUACCUAACCUCAAUUCCAACGCAAGUCUUCGACUCAACCGCGAUCGAUUCCCGAUUUUCUUGAUGACGGACCACCUGACUUUAUGUGUUGACCACCUUGUUCCACCCGAAUCAUUGCAAUCACCACAAAAGGUUGAUGCUCCUGGAUCUAUUCAGGGUUCUUGCAGUAAAGUGACUGGUUCAGCCAGUUUCCCCAUUGAUAUAGAUGAAGAGGAGGACAGUGGUGCUGCUGAUGAAGAACAACCACUUAUUCAGACUGUUGAAUGUCGAAUUUGCCAGGAGGAGGAUAGCAUUAAUAACCUGGAGGUUCCUUGUUCUUGUAAUGGCAGUCUAAAGUUUGCUCAUAGGAAGUGUGUUCAACGUUGGUGCAAUGAGAAGGGAGAUAUUACCUGUGAAAUAUGUCAUCAGCCUUAUCAAUCUGGCUAUACUGCUCCCCCUCCUGUUGCCGAAGACACCACCAUUGAUAUCAGUGGGGCUUGGACUCUUACUGGUAGCCCUUUAGAUUUGCACGAUCCUCGCCUACUAGCCAUGGCAGCAGCAGAACGCCAUCUUUUGGAGGCUGAAUAUGAUGAAUAUGAUGAUUCAGAUGCUAAUGGAGCUGCAUUUUGCCGCUCAGCUGCUCUUAUUCUGAUGGCUCUUCUUUUAUUAAGACAUGCUCUGGCCAUGGGAGAUGGUGAUAGUGAUGAUGACGAUGCUUCCACCUUUUUCGCUCUCUUCUUGCUUAGGGCUGCUGGUUUUCUCCUUCCCUGUUACAUCAUGGCCUGGGCUAUUAGUGUAUUACAACGACGAAGGCAGAGACAGGAAGCAGCAGCACUGGCAGCAAGUGAUGUUGCAUUUAUGGUGCAGACGGGGCAACACAGGGGUUUGCAAGUAACGAUAGCAGCUGGGGCUCCAAUUACACCAGCACCUGCUUCAACACCAGGACCUGCUCUAACCCCUCAUCAGGAGCCUAUUCAAUAACACACUGUUUCAUCUCUUCAUGGUGAAUACAUUGCAUGUGUUACUGACUGGUCGCACCUUAGUCAAGUUUCACUUUUCUCCUGCAUUGCUGUAAAACCUGGAAGGUGAUUUAUUUUAUUUUGUACAUGAUUUUUAAAUUAUUCAGAACAUUUGUUGCCACUGCUUGUAAAUCUCAUUACCCUUCUCGGUAUUGUAAUUGUAUUUGAGCUUUUGAUACAAGUAUUCAAGUAAAUUUCAAUUUUCUCUAUCGAA